Molecule: messenger RNA, 1201 nt
Organism: Impatiens glandulifera
Lineage: Eukaryota; Viridiplantae; Streptophyta; Magnoliopsida; Ericales; Balsaminaceae
Product: 60S ribosomal protein L5-like
Exons: 7
Coding region: 117-1013 (298 amino acids)
Biological process (GO): ribosomal large subunit assembly; translation
Cellular component (GO): cytosolic large ribosomal subunit; ribosome
Molecular function (GO): 5S rRNA binding; structural constituent of ribosome
Source: RefSeq, a predicted model, not a curated record
UGAUAUUUGAAGAGAAAACCUAGGUUUUCUUCUGGCUUAUUAUAUAUAGCCGAUUCGCCAUUUUAUCAAAUCUCUACUUUGGAGGCGGCAGAUUGGUGGUUUUUUCAGCCGCAACAAUGGUUUUUAUCAAGGCACAAAAAAGUAGGGCUUAUUUCAAGAGGUUCCAGGUCAAGUUUAAGAGAAGAAGACAGGGAAAGACCGACUAUAGGGCAAGAGUUCGUCUUAUUAACCAAGAUAAGAACAAGUACAACACUCCCAAAUAUCGUUUUGUGGUGAGGUUUACAAACAAGGACAUUGUAGCACAAAUCACCUCUGCAAGUAUUGUGGGUGAUCAUGUUCUUGCAGCAGCUUAUUCACAUGAGCUACCUCGAUAUGGUCUUGAUGUGGGUCUUUCAAACUAUUCAGCAGCUUACUGCACUGGACUUCUCUUGGCUCGUCGUGUGCUGAAAAAGCUCGAGAUGGACGAUGAGUAUGUUGGAAAUGUUGAGGCAUCUGGUGAGGAUUUCUCAGUUGAGCCAGCAGACAGCAGGAGACCUUUCAGGGCUCUCCUUGAUGUUGGUCUCAUCAGAACUACUACAGGAAACCGUGUCUUUGCUGCCUUGAAGGGUGCUCUAGAUGGUGGUUUGGAUAUUCCUCACAGUGAUAAGAGGUUUGCUGGAUUCUCAAAGGAGUCUAAGCAGCUUGAUGCUGAUGUUCAUCGCAAAUAUAUCUAUGGUGGGCAUGUUGCUGCAUACAUGAAAUCAUUGAUUGAAGAUGAACCAGAAAAGUAUCAGACUCAUUUCAGUGAGUACAUCAAGAAAGGUAUUGAAGCUGAUGGAAUUGAGGAGAUUUACAAGAAGGUUCAUGCUGCCAUUAGAGCUGACCCAACUCAGAAGAAGUCUGGCAAAGCUCCCCCCAAGGAACACAAGAGGUUUAAUUUGAAGAAGCUGACCUACGAAGAGAGGAAGGCUAAGUUGAUUACUCGUCUUAAUGCCCUUAAUGACGCUGUUAAUGCUGACUCUGAUGACGAGUGAAUCCUUCAUUAGGUUGUGGUUAUAUACCUUAAUCCCUCCUAUUUUAUUAUGAGCACCUUUUUUAUUUAUAAUUUUGCAAUAUGACCAAAUUAAUCAUUUUUGUACUUUUGGGAUGUUUUAUGAAUUCAAGAUUCAAUGUUGUGUUCGGAUUAAAGCAAUUUUUAGCAUAUUUUUUUAUCCCAUUUGAA